CCUAAUGCAAAUGGAUCGAAAAAGCUCCGUGGCACAGCCCAAUGAACCCAAACAACAACAAACAACCCCCCCUCUCCGUUUCACUCAUAUAUAAGACACAUAUCCCACAUAAAAGGUUCCUCUUUUUUAUAAUUCUGUUUGAGCUUAAGAAAAAGAAAAAGAAAAACAUAAACCGAUAUGGCCACAAAUCCGCUUGCCCAGAUUGAAUCCAUUAAGGCCAAGAUUGAACGGAAUGAACAAAUACGUGACAAAGCGAUCGAAAUGGGUCGACUACUUGAAGACAAGACGGCCAAGGAGCAGUGUGAGACACAAAUCAAGGAGUCUGAAAAAUACGUGGCGUAUCUCCACGAGGAACUCCAACAGCUUGUGGAGAACACCAGCACGGGUUUAACAGAAACAGAAUCAUGUACCAGCGCUAGCUGUAGCAGUAGUAGUAGCAGUGGCCGAUCAUUGGUGAAACGUAUGUCUGUACCUGUUCCAUCUUUACCGACAAUAACGACAAGUUGGACUGGCGGUAGGACACCAAGAACAAGUCGCUCAGAUGAUACCAAAAGGAGAAAUGAUAGAAGAACGAGUCUUGAUCUCCUAAAAGCUAAUAACCCUAUCAAUCGUGAUCGGAUCACGGUGAUGCUGCACGAUUUGGAGAACAAGUUGCGGUUACUGCAAAGGGCUCAAGCUGACGCUCGAAGGGUUUCGACAACGGUAACCGCAAAUACUGAUUUGCGAUGGCAUAAAGAUGCGCAUAAGAAACGAAUCGACUGUCAGGAGAAAAUUGUGCUGCUGAAAAAAGCAAUUCAAAAGUACAAGAAUAUCAACAUUGAUGGCAUGGAUUCUACGAGUUCAGAACUGCGACCUUCUGUUGGUAAAACGACCACGCUUGUUCCGGCAGCAGGAAAGUUACGGAUAAAAGUACUGGAGGCCCGCGAGUUGACACAUGCACCAGCACACACAUUUCCAAUCACCCAGACAUACGUUGCAGUCAGGGUCACGGGUCAGCGUGAAUACAAAACAAAAAUGUCGCGUAACGACACAUGGAUGGAUACGUUUGAAAUGGAUGUCAACAAGGCCGCAGAAAUCGAGCUCGUCAUCUACGAUGCGGCCGGCGAUCGGAAUCUACCCAUUGGAUUGCUAUGGUUACGAAUGGUUGACAUUGCAGAGGACCUUCGUCUACUAAAAAAGAAGCACCACGAGUCACCAUCGUCAUCAUUGAGCAAUGAUAGUCAUGGCAACGGAAACAGACAUAGUAACGGAACCACCAAUGGCACAGAAAGUAAUAGCAAUAGCGAAACGGACAGCUCACAAGAAAGCAGUGAUGCAUCGAGCAUCGUGUCUACUACGGAAGGAUUUUCAGAAUGGUUCAAUGUUGAGCCUUUUGGGCGACUCCACUUGCAUUUAAAUUUUGUACGCAAGGAAGCCAAACGGAUUGGACCAAUCAAUAAACUUCGGAGAGCUGGUGCGUUUAAAGAGCGAGAAGGCCAAGUUCGUUGUGAAAAUGGACACGAGUUCGUCUCUGGAAGAUUCUACCAAGUCAUGCGUUGUGCUAUAUGCAGAGAUUUCAUGGUGUAUAUGACAUAUCGCUGUUCAGCGUGUCAUAUGGCAUGUCACAAGGACUGCUGCACACGUAUGGCUGCCAGAUGUCUUGCUGUGCCUGACCAGCGGAAUGACGUUGAUGAUUUCAAGUACAAUAUUCCACAUCGGUUGGAAAACAUCACACUGAUCGGAACGAACUGGUGCGCACAUUGUGGACUUAUCUUACCCUUGGGCUACCGUGGAGCUAAAAAGUGUACAGAAUGUGGCAUUGUAUGUCAUCCUAGCUGUAAAGACUUUCUUCCUGACUUUUGCGGGAUUACGUUGGAUAAAGCGUACGAAAUGUGGAAGCAAUACAAAACGACCAAUGAUCGCCGGCGAUCUUCCCAACUGAACAACAUAUUUGUUCGCCUGCAAAUGGCAGAUUGCCAAGGAAACUUUGCAGAAGGAGUACAGGCAAUGAUGCAUGAAGACAAAAACAAUGACGAUGAGAAUACAGCAAUUGGGAGUGAGCCACAGAGUCCAGUAACAACCACCACACCAACAAUACAGCAACAUCUACCAUCGCAAUUUUCUAUUUAUCGAAUGUCAACUCCAAUGCAAUUGAAUCAACGAACCAGUCUAGAGGAUUUCAACUUCUUGGCCGUUUUAGGCCGUGGAAAUUUUGGCAAGGUCAUGCUUGCAGAGAACAAAUAUACCCGGGAACUCUAUGCAAUUAAAGCGCUCCAGAAAAAGGCAAUCAUUGAAAAUGAUGACCUUAAAAGUAUCAUAGCCGAAAAAGAGGUUUUUAUCGGAGCGAACCGUGAAAAGCAUCCAUUUUUGGUUGGCCUUCAUUCUACAUUCAUGACAGCAUCAAGAGUAUUCUUUGUGAUGGAAUAUGUUCCUGGAGGCGACCUUAUGCUACAUAUUCAAGGGUCUCGUUUCUCCGAGCCACGAUCAAGAUUCUACUGUGCCGAGGUUUUGCUAGCACUUGAGCAUUUGCACAGUAAAGGAAUCAUCUAUCGUGACCUUAAAUUGGACAAUGUUGUGCUUGCGGUGGAUGGACAUAUCAAAUUAGCAGAUUAUGGUCUUUGUAAGGGCGGAAUGAAAACUGACGAUGACACUACGACUACUUAUUGUGGAACACCCGAGUUUAUGGCACCGGAAAUUCUCAAGGAUACAAAAUACACACGUGCCGUUGACUGGUGGACCCUUGGAGUACUAUUGUACGAAAUGAUUGUUGGCGAGGCGCCUUUCAAAGCAGAUACUGAAAGCGAGCUGUUUGAAGCAAUCAUUAACGACGAGUUGGAAUGCCCUGCAUUUAUGAGUCGAGAUGCGCAAAAUAUUUGCCAUGCGUUGUUGCAAAAAGAUCCUUUACGUCGUCUGGGUACAGGUCCGCGUGGCGCUGUAGAAAUCCGAGCACAUGCAUUCUUUCGACAAGUGAAAUGGGAUAAUCUGUUAGCUAAGCGCGUCAAAGCACCGUUUUUACCCACUAUCAAAGGCCGUGCAGAUACAUCCAACUUUGAUCAACAAUUCACAUCUCAGUUCCCAGUACUCACACCCGUGGCAACAAUGCUUUCCGCCACACAACAGCAAAAUUUUGAUUAUUUCCCAUACAUAUCAGAUUGGGCUCUUUAUGACAACCCCGACUCGACACCGAUGGUGGUGGCGACAACAGCAGCAGCAACAACAACAACCACAUCCUGAAAAAGGUGACAGAAUUAAUUAUUUAAUAGCCAUCAUCUGUGAUGUUCAGCAUAUAUGAGCCAAAUUUUUGGGUGUGUUGUUUUCUUCUUCAUUUCUAAUUACAAGUAGUUCAAAAGAUGGUCGUACCCUUUGUAAUUGUUGAUAGUAGUAGAACUCAUUACCUCUCUGAAUUAUACACGACGCUCAUUGUAAGCCCAUUACUUUCACAUGAGUAUACAGUAUGUGCUAUUAUACAUAACUGCA
Molecule: messenger RNA, 3456 nt
Organism: Zychaea mexicana
Lineage: Eukaryota; Fungi; Mucoromycota; Mucoromycetes; Mucorales; Lichtheimiaceae
Product: kinase-like domain-containing protein
Exons: 14
Coding region: 178-3213 (1011 amino acids)
Biological process (GO): signal transduction; protein phosphorylation
Molecular function (GO): protein serine/threonine kinase activity; ATP binding
Source: RefSeq, a predicted model, not a curated record